UGCGUCGUUUGGGCGUGGCCGGAACUAGUACGCUACAACACGUACCUGCUGUCUUCUUUUCCCUUCUUGCUGAAGAAUCAAAUCAAGAACACCGUCCACCCAAUAUGGCAGAGGCGAGCAAUCCCACGCAACGGCGAUCGCAAGCUGGAGGGAGAAAGCUAGCCCGGAGGUCCGGCGUGUGGAAGCACUUCACCCGCUUCGCCGACGUAGACGGGACGGCCAAAGCGAGGUGCAACAUCUGCAGCCAGGUGCUCGGCGCCGACACGAGGAGCGGCACGAGCAGCCUGUGGGGCCACUGGAGACGGCACGAGCAACGGCAAGAAAUGCCCGGCCAAUCAGUAGAUCCGGCACCGCCACCGCAGCCGCCGUCGCCGGCGCUGGCUGGCGCUGCAGAAGAGCUAGCUCGGAUGAUCGCGUUGCGCGUGUACGACCCGUCGGUCGUCGAGGACGACGGCUUCAGGAGCUUCUUGCGCCGCGUCAGCCCGGGGUUCCAGGUGCCGUCCCGCUCCAGCCUCGCCGUCGAGGAGAUGUGCGACGCGAUCUUCCAUGAAACAAGGAAGGACAUCCUCUCCAGGAUAGGCGACGUCGCUCCUGGGAUGCUCAGUUUGGCUGUGGGUACAAUGAGAACCGUCCGAGGGAAAGUGCUGUAUACGGCGUGCCAUUUCAUUGACGAUGAAUGGAAGCUUCACAAGGUAAUCAUGGAUGCUUACCCCGAUCUACAUUUUUAUGACCUUCGUGCCGGGCUGUUGGGAGUUGACUAUGUUUGUCUAUCUCCGCAUUUCAUUCGAAGUGCCAUUGGGAAAGUUGUGGAUGACAUCUUAUAUAAUCGUGAUCUAGAUAAUGUGUUCAUGAUGGUGUGGGAAAUAGAGGGCUCCCACGAUAUUGACCGUAAACUAGAGAAGUACCAAUUCAUAGCGACAAACCAUACCAGUACAACCUACAUGGACAAUGUGAUUCACUCGAUUGCUAGAUUGCUUACACUGCAUCGAGACUUCACUGGUGAGAUGUACUCAGACUUGUUAGAUUUAGAUUUGACUAGACAAGACCGCCAUCGGUUUUUUUCACAACUUGGUCUAGAUUAUCACCACCUGUGGACAUAUAAUGAAGAUUGGUACUCGCAAUACUGUUCUUUGGAAAUUCUUCGCAAUAAAGGCUAUGGAUAUACGGAUACACUGUUUACAGAACUAUUGUGUAUGCUCUGGGGGGCAAUAUACCGUUCAAUUCAAAGGAUUUCUGCCCCCAAUUGUCCCACAUCAUCAAAUCUUUGUCUUCUACAGUUGUUUAACCUGAGGGAAGUUUUUAGGCACCAACUAGCAAAGGCAAGUGGAGAGGAUGCAUUUGCCUACAACGAUUCUAAUGGAUUUCAUGCCCUCGAAGAUGGCAAAGAUGUUGCAGACAUUCUUAGAGAAGCAAUGGUGGCCUUAGACAAGGCUUUACAAGAUUUCUACCUAAUCUGGUCUAUACCACUCAUACUGGAUCCCCGGUACAAGCUCGUGUUCACAAAAUCCAUUUUCGAAACAGCCUACGGCUCCCAGGCUGCCGAAUACAUCUCUAAGGUACAGCAAAAUAUCAGUGAGCUAUAUUCUGCUUAUGUUGAAGACCAAACUGAACUUGUUUGUUAUCUAGAAGAUGAGAGAGUCCUUGAUCUAGCAGAAGGUUUUGACAUUCUUAGCUGGUGGAAGGUUCAUGGCUCAGUUCGCUACCCAACGGUGGCUCGGAUGGCGAGGGACGCUUUGGCGAUGCCCACAAGCAGCACGCUUUCUUCUGAGCAAAUCUCGCAUGUCAUGAGCAUCAUUCGCGGCUACUCCAUGAAGGGGUGGUUCAGUUAGAUUUGGACUCCAGAUCUUUUAGAGGCCAAGGGGCGUGUCUCAGUAGCACAUGUAAUGUCGGCACCGUCGUCUUUAGCAUUGAUCCAUUCGUCGUCUGCUCAAGUGUUCUUCUUCAUCAGGUCCUUCAAUCUGGCUAGCUCAAUUUCUUGGGGUUUCAUUCCCAAAAUAUCCUUCUUGGUGUUGUUGGUCAUGUAUCUUUCAUGAGAUUUAAUCCAGUCCAAUAAAAAAUAACUCAAGAUACUGGUACCUCGAGAU
This is a messenger RNA of Oryza brachyantha (malo sina), 2084 nucleotides long. RefSeq names its product zinc finger BED domain-containing protein DAYSLEEPER-like. The coding region runs from base 105 to 1829 and encodes 574 amino acids. The transcript has 2 exons. Gene Ontology annotation, molecular function: DNA binding; protein dimerization activity. The record is from RefSeq and is a predicted model, not a curated record. Lineage: Eukaryota; Viridiplantae; Streptophyta; Magnoliopsida; Poales; Poaceae.